This is a messenger RNA of Schistosoma guineensis, 2785 nucleotides long. The record is from the annotation of a GenBank genome assembly. Lineage: Eukaryota; Metazoa; Platyhelminthes; Trematoda; Strigeidida; Schistosomatidae.
AUGAGACUUUUUUUGUCUAGUGAAUAUUAUGGUUAUUCAUAUUCUUCUUUUUUUAAUUUUUGCAGAUCAACAACAUUCUCAUCAUCUUCAUCAGUGGAUAUGGAACCUGGCUUCAAAUUAAUACUUACAGCAAUAACUGAUGCAAAAUCUACAGGUGUUUGUGAAAAUAAUGAAUUCUUUUGUGGACAUAUAUCAGUGGAACCAUCUCAGUUAUCAUAUAUGCACAGAAACAAACGUUUAAUAACCAAUAUACUAAACUCAUCUGAUAAAACAAACUAUUCCACUGAUAUUCAGCCAAUAACUACUAAACACAUUUUACAAAACAUUGUUCAAAAUAAUUUAUCAAAAGUUAAAUCAGUCAAACUAAAACAACGUCGAUCAUCCAAACGUAAAGAUUAUGGUUAUUGUAUUUCAAGAUUACUUCAAUGUGAUAGUAUUGUACAUUGUCAUAAUGCAAGAGAUGAGUUACCUAGUUUACGAAUGAAUCCAUCAGAUUUACCUCAUCAGUUAUUACAUGCAUUAGUUGGUGCUUAUCUUACUCCUGCUGAUUUAAACAAUGUUGGUUGUACAGUAUAUAAAUUAAACAAUGAUCCACUUAUAAACAAUAAUAAUAAAUACACAUUAGUCAAAAGUUUAUCUCCUAGCUCACAAAUGGAAAACAACAGAACAAAUUUACCACCUUUUUUCCCAAUCAGCUCAACAGCUAACACACUGAUAAUUGGAUGUAUUAUACUAGUCUCUUUUGUUGUUAUUGUAUUUGCAUAUUCAUGUUACCAAUAUUGUUAUCGUAAGAAAUUACGAACAAUACAAAUACCCAACAAGUCAAUCGUUUACUGGUCAUCGUUUAAAACAAUGAAAGGAUUAAAUAGUAUUUCACAAGAUCAUGUUAAAUCUAACUUAACAACUCAAGAGCAAAAAACAGACAUGAACAAAGAAUGUUUCACACAAAAUGGAUUAGGAAAAUAUAUGAUAGGUCGUAGUGCAACUGAUGGUACUUUAAGUACGCUUGCUGAAUCCUACCCAGGAUCAAAUAAAAAUGAAAAAUGUACUUCAGAUAUCAAUCAAUCUUCCCUUUAUGUACAAAAUAGACCACUGAUCCCCCAAUCAAUUAGUAGAAACUCACUUCAAUCAAAUGAUUAUAAUUACCAUAGCAACAACAAUAAUAAUAAUAGUACAAAAAGUGUCCAUUUUGAUGUACCUAAUAGUAAUGAUAAUAAUAAUAAUAAUAAUAAUAAUAACAAUAUAUCACAAAAUUCAAACCAGUAUUACAAAGCACCAUGUGUGAAUUCUAUUAAUCCGCAAUGUUUCGGAUCAUAUUGUGAAACGGUUCCUUUCAUCAAUCAACAACAACAAAUUCAAAUAAAUUGGCAAACUAAUUCUCAACAGUUAAUAUGCUACCCAAUAAUGAAUAAAAGCCAAAUGUUUACUAAUUGUUCACAAACACUAUUUCAUACAAGUCUAUACUCAAAUAUUAAUAAUUCCCAAACACAAAUGUUAAAUGCCGAUAUUGUACCAUAUAAUAAUUUAUGGAGAUCUGCAUCAUUCGGCAACGAAACCGAGCUAUUACAGCCAAUUAAUAAUGAGUUCCAAACAAAUAUACCACAUUCUAUAACUACAACGUUCUUACCAUUACAUCAGCAUCCAUUACAUUAUCAUCAUCAAUAUUCUACCACAACAGCACCGCCACCGCCACCACCUUAUCCAAAGGAUCAUAGACUGAUUAACUCAUGUACUGCAUCAAAACAAAUAAAAUAUCACCUGGGAGAGUUGGGAAAAUCAGACGAAUAUGUUGUAAGAUCUCCUUCAAAGUUAUUACUGAAGAAAACUGUAGGAAAAGAGCAAAAUACUAAGAUAAUCACUAAUUUCAAUAAGAAAACUGGAACAAAGCGUGGUGAUAACCGGAAGCUUUAUAGAAGAAAACAUAAAGAGCAUCUAGGUAUGGUCAACAACCAUCUCACUCUAGAUCACUAUACCAAAAAUGACAGGAACAGACAUUAUAUUCUUAGUGUAUAUUCUGAUGGUAGUGUAUCAGAAUCAAGCGGUAUGUAUACGGUCAAACACUGUGGGUACCGCAACAAGAAACAUUCAAAACAUUUUGAUAGUAAGGCACAAAUUAUUGACUCUGAUUCUCCUGCUACAACUGAUGUAAGUAUUACUCAUACUAGCAAACGUUCGAGGAAAUGUUUCAACGAACAUUUUAUGCACACAGAACAUAUUCAACGAGUUAGCCAUUCACAUAAACAUAAAACAUGUCAUUUUCAUUCAAAAACACGACCGGAAAAACACACAGAUUUAUUAAACAACAAAAUUCAGUCAUUAAGUGGCAGUCUGUGUAGCACAGCUAAUAACGAUACUAAGUGUGAUAAACGUGUCAGAGAUUUUGAAAAGAAAUUUGAUGCUAAAAUUUGUACUGUAUCAUCAUUGAAUGAAAGAUAUACGAUAUCUCAUAGUGAAUCCAAUCCACUGAAUUUAUCUUUCCUAGCAAGAGAGAAUACAACCAAUAAUAUGAAUCGUUCAUUUUCUUCAUCUGAUAUACCUUAUACGAGACAUGGAGAAUACAUUUAAAUGAUCUCAAUCAGCGGAACAUCCUACAGUAGUAUUCAUCUUUACAUCGAGUAAAUACGCUUAUUCUCAAGAAAUAAAAGGGUACACAUUCGGAAUAUUAACAUGAAAUGUGUACAUAUUUUCUCUUAAAUAAUAUUACAUAUAUAAAUAAACAAAUGAAAUUACUUUAAGACACCGUGAGCUGCUGUACAGUACUUUCAUUAGUCAAUCAAAAGAAAAG